AUGUUUGAAUUAAAUGUAAUAGAAAAAGAACAUAAUUUGGAAUGUAAGUCAUAAAAUUUGCCAAAAGGUUGUGAAAAUAUCUCUAAAAAUAAUAACAAGUUCAAUACUCGUUAUGGAAAAAAAUAACUAAAAGUUGUAGGAUCACUGGCAAAUCUUUGUUUGAAAUGUAAGUUGUAUAAAUAAUUAGAAAAGACAUAAAAUAAUUAAAAUCACUCCUUUAACAAUAUAAAGUUUAUUCAUUAUUAGCAAGAUAAAACUUUGUAUAAAGACAUAAACCAUUUCUUAAUCCAAAAACGUAAUAAAAAAAUUAUAAAAAUAUAAAUAAGUAAAGUAUAAAAAAAUGGCUAAACCCAGAAUUUCUUGCUGAUUCAAUAAAAUAUAGAAAAAAAAUUGAUUUUAAAUGAGGAUUUUAAAUUGUACUUUAAUAAAGGUAAAAACAAAUAAAAUAUUAAAAAUAGCUGAUACAUUAUGUAACUUAAAUAGAAUUGAAGAAGCUUUAUAAUAUUAUGAUUAUGCAAUUUAAAAAAAUCCUGAAGAUUUUAAAUUAUACUUAAAUAAAGGUAAAAACCAAAAAAAUAUUAAAUAUAGCUGAUACAUUAUAUAACUUAAAUAGAUUUGAAGAAGCUUUAUAAUAUUAUGAUUAUGCAAUUUAAAAAAAUCCUGAAUAUUCAGACUUGUAUAAUGGAAAAGGUAAACACCAAUAAAAUAUUAAAUAUAGCUGAUACAUUAGAUAAAUUAAAUAGAUUUGAAGAAGCUUUAUAAUAAUAUGACUAUGCAAUUUAAAAAAAUCCUGAAGAUUCAGACUUGUAUAAUGGAAAAGGUAAACACCAAUAAAAUAUUAUAUAUAGCUGAUACAUUAAAUAAAUUAAAUAGAUUUGAAGAAGCUUUAUAAUAUAAUGAUUAUGCAAUUUAAAAAAAUCCUGAAGAUUUUAAAUUAUACUUUAAUAAAGGUAAAAACCAAAAAAAUAUUAAAUAAAGCUGAUAUAUUAUAUAACUUAAAUAGAUUUGAAGAAGCUUUAUAAUAUUAUGACUAUGCAAUUUAAAAAAAUCCUGAAGAUUCAGAUUUGUAUAAUGGAAAAGGUAAACACCAAAAAAAUAUUAAAUAUAGCUGAUACAUUAAAUAAAUUAAAUAGAUUUGAAGAAGCUUUAUAAUAUUAUGACUAUGCAAUUUAAAAAAAUCCUGAAGAUUCAGAUUUGUAUAAUGGAAAAGGUAAACACCAAAAAAAUAUUAAAUAUAGCUGAUACAUUAAAUAAAUUAAAUAGAUUUGAAGAAGCUUUAUAAUAUUAUGACUAUGCAAUUUAAAAAAAUCCUGAAGAUUCAGAUUUGUAUAAUGGAAAAGGUAAACACCAAAAAAAUAUUAAAUAUAGCUGAUACAUUAAAUAAAUUAAAUAGAUUUGAAGAAGCUUUAUAAUAUUAUGACUAUGCAAUUUAAAAAAAUCCUGAAGAUUCAGAUUUGUAUAAUGGAAAAGGUAAACACCAAAAAAAUAUUAAAUAUAGCUGAUACAUUAAAUAAAUUAAAUAGAUUUGAAGAAGCUUUAUAAUAUUAUGACUAUGCAAUUUAAAAAAAUCCUGAAGAUUCAGAUUUGUAUAAUGGAAAAGGUAAACACCAAAAAAAUAUUAAAUAUAGCUGAUACAUUAAAUAAAUUAAAUAGAUUUGAAGAAGCUUUAUAAUAUUAUGACUAUGCAAUUUAAAAAAAUCCUGAAGAUUCAGAUUUGUAUAAUGGAAAAGGUAAACACCAAAAAAAUAUUAAAUAUAGCUGAUACAUUAAAUAAAUUAAAUAGAUUUGAAGAAGCUUUAUAAUAUUAUGACUAUGCAAUUUAAAAAAAUCCUGAAGAUUCAGAUUUGUAUAAUGGAAAAGGUAAACACCAAAAAAAUAUUAAAUAUAGCUGAUACAUUAAAUAAAUUAAAUAGAUUUGAAGAAGCUUUAUAAUAGUCUGAUUAUGCAAUUUAAAAAAAUCCUGAAGAUUUUAAAUUGUACUUUAAUAAAGGUAUUUACAAAUAAAAUAUUAUAUAUAGCAAAUUCUUUGUAAAAAUUACAUAGAUUUGAAGAAGCUUUAUAAUAUUAUGAUUAUGCAAUUUAAAAAAAUCCUGAAGAUUCAGACUUGUAUAAUGGAAAAGGUAAACACCAAUAAAAUAUUAUAUAUAGCUGAUACAUUAAAUAAAUUAAAUAGAUUUGAAGAAGCUUUAUAAUAUUAUGAUUAUGCAAUUUAAAAAAAUCCUGAAGAUUUUAAAUUGUACUUUAAUAAAGGUAUUUACAAAUAAAAUAUUAACUAUAGCUAAUAUAUUAGAUAAAUUAAAUAGAUUUGAAGAAGCUUUAUAAUAUUAUGAUAAUGCAAUAUAAAUUAAUCCUGAAGAUUCACGUUUGUUUAAUGGUAAAGGUAAAAACAAAUAUAAUGUUAAAUAUAGCUAAUACAUUAAAUAAAUUAAAUAGAUUUGAAGAAGCUUUAUAAUAUUCUGAUUAUGCAAUUUAAAAAAAUCCUGAAGAUUCAAACUUUUAUAUUGGAAAAGGUAAAAACAAACAUAAUAUAAAAUAUAGCUAAUACAUUAGAUAAAUUAAAUAGAUUUGAAGAAGCUUUAUAAUAGUCUGAUUAUGCAAUUUAAAAAAAUCCUGAAGAUUUUAAAUUGUACUAUAAUAAAGGUAUUUACAAAUAAAAUAUUAUAUAUAGCAAAUUCUUUGUAUAAAUUACAUAGAUUUGAAGAAGCUUUAUAAUAUUAUGAUUAUUCAAUAUAAAUUAAUCCUGAAGAUUCACGUUUGUUUAAUGGUAAAGGUAAAAACAAAUAUAAUAUUAAAUAUAGCUAAUACAUUAGAUAAAUUAAAUAGAUUUGAAGAAUCUUUAUAAUAUUAUGAUUAUGCAAUAUAAAUUAAUCCUGAAAAUUCAAGUUUGUUUAAUGGUAAAGGUAAAAACAAAUAUAAUAUUCAAUAUAGCUAAUACAUUAGAUAAAUUAAAUAGAUUUGAAGAAGCUUUAUAAUAUUAUGAUUAUGCAAUUCAAAAAAAUCCUGAAGAUUUUAAAUUGUACUUUAAUAAAGGUAUUAACAAAUAAAAUAUUAUAUAUAGCAAAUUCUUUGUAAAAAUUACAUCAAUUUGAAGAAGCUUUAUAAUAUUAUGAUUAUGCAAUUUAAAAAAAUUCUGAAGAUUCAAACUUAUAUAAUGCGAAAGGUAAUAACAAAUAAAAUAUUACAUAUAGCUUAUGUAUUAAAUAAAUUAAAUAAAUUUGAAGAAGCUUUAGAAUAAUAUGACUAUGCAAUUUAAAAAAAUCCUGAAGAUUCAGACUUGUAUAUUGGAAAAGGUAAAAACCAAUAACAUAUAAAAUAUAGCUGAUACAUUAGAUAAAUUAAAUAGAUUUGAAGAAGCUUUAUAAUAUUAUGAUUAUGCAAUUCAAAAAAAUCCUGGAGAUUCAGACUUGUAUAAUGGAAAAGGUAAACACCAAUAAAAUAUUAAUUAUAGCUAAUGAAUUAUAUACCUUAAAUAAAUUUUAAGAAGCUUUAUAAUAUUAUGAUUAUGCAAUUUAAAAAAAUCCUGAAGAUUUUAAAUUGUAUUUUAAUAAAGGUAAUUAAAUAUAAAAUAUUAAAUACAGCAGAUUCUUUGACAAAAUUAAAUAGAUUUGAAGAAGCUUUAUAAUAUUAUGACUAUGCAAUUUAAAAAAAUCCUGUAGAUUUUAAAUUGUACUUUAAUAAAGGUAAAAUCAAAUACAAUAUUUAAUAUAGCUAAUACAUUAUGUAACUUAAAUAGAUUUGAAGAAGCUUUACAAUAGUAUGAUUAUGCAAUUUAAAAAAAUCCUGAAAAUUCAAUAUUAUAUAAUGGAAAAGGUAAAAACCAAUAAAAUAUUAAAUAUAGCUGAUACAUUAUAUAACUUAAAUAGAUUUGAAGAAGCUUUAUAAUAUUAUGAUUAUGCAAUUCAAAAAAAUCCUGAAGAUUCAGACUUGUAUAAUGGAAAAGGUAAACACCAAUAAAAUAUUAAUUAUAGCUAAUACAUUAUAUAACUUAAAUAGAUAUGAAGAAGCUUAUUAAUGUUAUGAUUAUGCAAUUUAAAAAAAUCCUGAAGAUUUUAAAUUGCACUUUAAUUAAGGUAUAUAAAAUAAAAUAUUUAAUAAAGCAAUUUCUUUGAAAAAAUUAAAUCAAUUUGAAGUAUCUUUAUAAUAUAAUUUUUAUCCUAUUUAAAAAAAUCCUUAAGAUCUGUACUAUAAUGAAGGUAAAAUACAAUUAUCAUAUUAAAUAUAGCAAAUUUUUUGUAAAACGUAAAUAAAUUUGAAAAAGCUUAAUAAUAUUAUGAUUAUACAUUUUAAAAAAUGUUUAAAGCAUUACAAUAUUAAUUUUAUUAACAAUAAUUAAAUAACACUAAUUAGAAAUCACCUCAAUUAUAAUGA
Messenger RNA from Paramecium sonneborni, 4368 nucleotides. NCBI's taxonomy places the organism in Eukaryota, Ciliophora, Oligohymenophorea, Peniculida, Parameciidae. The record is from the annotation of a GenBank genome assembly.